AUGUUAUCUAAGUCCGAUGAAGAUUAUAUGAGAUACGUGAUAGAUAUGUUAUCGCAUUCAUAUUGGUUAAUUUAUAGACGCCGAAAUAAAGUAAUUGUAUUGCUUACAGUUGUGUUUUGCAUUGGACUUCUUAUUUUUCAUAAUAAAAAUAAUAAACGAGAACAUUCUCCUAUAAGAAUAAUUGAAGAAAAUGAGUCUAGUACUAGUCAAGUAUCCAAUGAUAAACCUAAAAAACAACGAAUUACUGCCGAAAAUUAUCAACCACCGCCACCAUGCGACGGGUGUCCAGGAGAAAUGGGACGUGGUGUCAGAAUGACUCCAGAAGAAUCGAAUGAUUUAGAAGUAGUAAUGAAACAAGAAUUUUUUAAUCUAAAAGCAAGUGAUAAAGUAUCUUUAUGGAGAACAUUACCUGACACAAGAGAUGGACAGUGUAAAUCAAUCAGUUACACGUCUGAUUUACCCACUGCAAGCGUUAUUAUUGUGUUUAAAAAUGAAAGAUGGUCGCCAGUAUUACGCACAGUUUACAGUGUUAUUAAUCGUUCACCAAGACAUUUAUUAAAGGAAGUUAUUCUAGUUGAUGAUCAAUCAGACAUUGAGGAAAUGGGCAAACGAUUAGAUGAUUAUUGUGAAGAGAAUUUUGGUGAUUUAGUCAAAAUAUUACGUGCACCAACAAGACUUGGUCUAAUAAAAGCCAAAAAUUUUGGUGGAAGAACAGCAAUUGGCGAUGUUAUUGUCUUCUUAGAUGCACAUUGUGAAGCGAAUCAAGGAUGGCUUGAACCAAUUCUCGAUCGUAUUAAAACUAAACGCACAGCUCUAUUGUGCCCGUUAAUUGAUAUGAUUAGUAAUUAUGAUCUAGCUUACAUGGGAGAUGCGAAUGUGGGUGGGUUUUGGUGGUCUCUUCAUUUUAAUUGGAUUUCAAUACCAAAACGAACAAGAGAUGCACAAAAAUCACGUGUAGACCCAUACCCAUCGCCUACAAUGGCUGGAGGAUUACUUGCAGCAGAUCGAAAAUAUUUUUUUGAAAUCGGAGGCUAUGACGACGAUAUGGAAGUUUGGGGUGGUGAAAAUUUGGAAAUAUCAUUUCGAGUUUGGAUGUGCGGUGGAAGUCUUGAAUUCGUUCCGUGUUCUCGGGUUGGUCAUAUUUUUCGACCUGGUCAUCCAUACAAUAUGACAGGAGUGAAAGGAAAAGGUGACGUUCAUGGAAGAAACUCGAUGCGUUUAGCUGAAGUAUGGAUGGACGAUUACAAAAGAUUUUAUUAUAUGCACCGUCAUGACCUUAUAGGAAAAGACUUUGGCGAUAUUUCUGAUCGACUAGCGAUACGUAAACGUCUCAAUUGUCAUAAUUUUAAAUGGUAUUUAGACAAUGUAUAUCCAGAAAAAUUUAUUCUUGAUGAAAAUGUUCUGGGUUUUGGAGAGGUUCAUAAUCCAGCAAGGUCAUUAUGUUUAGACACAUUAGGAAAAGAUGAGAAAGGAUCACUUACAUUGUCAGUAUUCUCAUGCCAAAAUGGAGUAUCAGCCAAUCAAUAUUUUUCAUUAACUAAAAACGCUCAAUUAAGACGUGAAGAUACGUGUGCUGUUAUUGGUGGAAGAAGUGGAGACGCGAGGAGCGUACAAUUGGUUCAUUGUGAAUAUAGCGAUAAAGGUCAAACAUGGACACAUGAGAAGAACGGAACUAUUGUUAAUCAUCCAAGUGGUUUAUGUUUGGAUGUUGAAAACCUAGCAAAUUCUCAACCGAUACUAUUAAAAACAUGCAACUCAUCCAAAGCUACACAACAAUGGAUAUUUGGAACAUAUUCUUUUUAA
This is a messenger RNA of Didymodactylos carnosus, 1803 nucleotides long. The record is from the annotation of a GenBank genome assembly. Lineage: Eukaryota; Metazoa; Rotifera; Eurotatoria; Philodinida; Philodinidae.